AUUUUUGACGAACAGAGCCAAGGCAACAUCACAGGUGACGUGACCUCUGGAACAGGGUCAGAUUUAUUGUAGCAACGAACCGUAGCAACGCAGAGAGUCCGUGACGACGAUACUCGCGCGCUCGUGGAUCAUGUGUUGGAAUGUUUAAUAACUUCACACGUAUUCGAAAAGAAUUCGCAUCGAGAGCGCGCAAUCCUGAUAAACAUGGGAUGCGGGAGCUCCAAAAUCACGGUGGUUGAACCCGUGAAACCGAGCAGUCUGAACGGAAAUGAGUUUGCAGUGGCUCAGGUAGGAUCCCGUGGCGAGUCCGCUGUGUCUAAGAUGACCACAGACAGCGGGGUCAGUCUGGAUGCGAAAGAGCCAGUCGUUCUCCCCGGAUCUGUUCCUGGACUCCUUCCACCGCUACGAGCCCAGAGUCCUGUCCUGGCCCAGCGAGGCGAAGCGCGCCCCGAGUCCAGCGAGAUCCUGGAGCAGCUGCUAACUCAGGGAAUCAUUCCCGCUCAUCCGAAUCGGGGCAGCAGUGGACAGGCCUACAGCAUCACGAUGGAGGAGGCGGGGAAGCCGAGGAGCAAACCGCCCGCUCGACUCGAGUCACUGAAAACUCUCAAAGAACAAGAAGUCACCAGGAAGGAAGACAUCGAGAUGAAGAUGAGACAAGUGGAGGAGAGGAGAAAGGAGAGAGAGGAGGACCUGAAACGGAGGAUGAGGAUUAAAUCCGCUCGGCCGCGUGUCGCCGCCCAUGUGACGACGGCAGACCUCGAUCCCACUGAACUGCUUCAUUCCGAACAGCUUCCGGUCCCGACCAGAACCAAACGACCCGAGUCCGAGGAGCGAAGAGCCGCUUCGCCAGAAUUGGAGCACGACUGCACCUUCCAGCAGGCCGACGACGGAGAACACGCUUUCGGUUGAGUCCUGAUGGACAGUCAGUUGCACACGCACUUUCUACAUGUCAUAAAUGAUUAAUUAUUUUAAAAAGUUUAAUUUUAUCACAGGGUAUGGCUCAGAUCACAUUCUGACCUUGGGUUUCACAUUAUUAUAGAAAUGAAAAUAUGUGCCUAAUUAGUAUAAGCAAUUAAUAAUGUUAAGAAUUGGGGCUAUAAUAUAUGUAUGAGUGAGUUGCCAAUGAGAUACUGGAUUUUGAAUCUUAAAAAUAUUAUUCUUGUAGUAUUUACAACUGUUGUUCAUGGUUGGUAAGAUAUGUCUUCUGCUCAAGGGUGCAUUUAUUUAACCAAAAAUAUAGUAAAAACAGUGAAAUAUGAUUACAAUGUUUUCUAUGUGAAUGUAAAGUGUAA
Molecule: messenger RNA, 1292 nt
Organism: Pimephales promelas (fathead minnow)
Lineage: Eukaryota; Metazoa; Chordata; Actinopteri; Cypriniformes; Leuciscidae
Gene: stmnd1
Product: stathmin domain containing 1
Biological process (GO): regulation of microtubule polymerization or depolymerization
Source: RefSeq, a predicted model, not a curated record